GAAUUUCCAUUGAAACAGAUAACAAAAAUGUAAAAGCAGAGGAGUUUAAGGAGGCUAUUCUUAGUUGCAAGCACAGAUUUUCAAAAGGGAUGAGCUUAAGAAUAGAAUGGAAGAAAAUCCAGUCUCAAGGAGUCUCAUUUGUCUACUACAAUGGUGAAUUUACAGGUGAUCUUCGAGGCCGAGCAGAGAUGCUGAAUACAGGAAUCCGUAUUAGAAACGUGACUAGAAAGGAUUCUGGCACCUACCGCUGUGAAAUCAGUGUAAAGAGUGAAGAGGAGCAACACCUGGGAGAGGCUACUAUUACUCUCACAGUAUUAGUUCCUCCGACUGCUCCGGUCUGUGAGGUACCCAGCUCUGCGAUGACAGGAACAGUAGUGGAACUGAGCUGUAAAGAGACUGAGGGGUCUCCUCCAUCUGAGUACCAGUGGUACAAGAAUGGUGUUGCCUUACUGGAAAAGACAGGAACAGGCAGUGCUAGAGCAGCAAACAUAACUUACACCAUGAAUAAAAAGUCUGGCACUCUGCUAUUUAACACAGUUACAAAGAACGACACUGGAGAGUAUUUCUGUGAAGCCUCCAAUGGGAUUGGAUUAUCUCAGAAAUGCUCAGUGAAGCGAAUGCAAGUUGAUGACCUUAAUGUAAGCGGUAUCAUCAUUGCUGUAGUAUUUGUGGCUCUGGUCAUGGUGUUGUGUGGCCUUGGAGUAUUCUAUGCCCAAAAAAAGGGCUACUUUACUAAGGAAAGCUCUUCCCAAAAGAACAACUAUCAAUAUACAAGUGAAAAUGAUUUCAAGCAUACGAAGUCCUUUGUUAUUUAGAAGAUUUCAGCCUCUGUGAGGGACAUCAAAUGACUACUUCUUAUACAAAAAUAUCAAAGGGAUCUUUUGACCUCUACUUUGUAAAUAUUGUCUCCACAUACUGCAUGCUGAAAAUAAAAAUUGCCA
This is a messenger RNA of Mesitornis unicolor (brown roatelo), 941 nucleotides long. RefSeq names its product junctional adhesion molecule 2 (gene JAM2). Gene Ontology annotation, cellular component: protein complex involved in cell adhesion; cell surface; tight junction. NCBI's taxonomy places the organism in Eukaryota, Metazoa, Chordata, Aves, Mesitornithiformes, Mesitornithidae. The transcript is spliced from 9 exons. The record is from RefSeq and is a predicted model, not a curated record. Gene Ontology annotation, biological process: leukocyte tethering or rolling. Bases 90 to 815 code for a protein of 241 amino acids.